GUAUACGUUAAGGGUAGACACUUAUCUUACCAACGUUCUAAGAACGUUAACAACCCAAACGUUUCUUUGAUUCAAAUUGAAGGUGUUAACAAUGCUCAAGAUGCUAAAUUCUACUUAGGUAAACGUAUUGCUUACGUUUACAGAGCUUCUAAAGAAAUCAGAGGUUCUAAAAUCAGAGUUAUUUGGGGUAAAGUUACCAGAUCUCACGGUUCUAACGGUGUUGUUAGAGCUAACUUCAGAAAAAACUUACCAGCUAAAACUUUCGGUGCUUCCGUUAGAAUUAUGUUGUAUCCAUCUAACAUUUAA
Molecule: messenger RNA, 306 nt
Organism: Hyphopichia burtonii NRRL Y-1933
Lineage: Eukaryota; Fungi; Ascomycota; Pichiomycetes; Serinales; Debaryomycetaceae
Product: 60S ribosomal protein eL33
Exons: 1
Biological process (GO): cytoplasmic translation; ribosomal large subunit biogenesis
Cellular component (GO): cytosolic large ribosomal subunit; ribosome
Molecular function (GO): structural constituent of ribosome
Source: RefSeq, a predicted model, not a curated record